Messenger RNA from Helianthus annuus (common sunflower), 818 nucleotides. RefSeq names its product ethylene-responsive transcription factor RAP2-10. NCBI's taxonomy places the organism in Eukaryota, Viridiplantae, Streptophyta, Magnoliopsida, Asterales, Asteraceae. The coding region runs from base 139 to 588 and encodes 149 amino acids. The record is from RefSeq and is a predicted model, not a curated record. The transcript has a single exon. Gene Ontology annotation, molecular function: DNA-binding transcription factor activity; DNA binding. Gene Ontology annotation, biological process: regulation of DNA-templated transcription.
UCUUAAAACCCGAAAACGAUACUCACAUUACCGGCUUGUGCCGACUCGACACCAGAAGCCGCCAACUCUCUCCAUAAAUACACAACAAUCAUUCAUAACCCCCUCAUCCCCAAAAACCCACCAAUCACACCGUCACAUAUGGAGCCAGCCGCCACCACCGCCGCCACUUCAUCAAACUCAAAACCCUACAGAGGAAUCCGGAUGCGCAAGUGGGGCAAAUGGGUUGCCGAAAUUCGUGAGCCAAAUAAACGCUCACGAAUCUGGCUCGGCUCCUACUCCUCGCCGAUAGCCGCCGCACGCGCUUACGACACAGCUGUUUUCUACCUCCGCGGCCCAUCGGCUCGGCUUAAUUUUCCUGACUCAAUUGGAGAAUAUGGCGGCUGCUCCGCCGGCGGCUUACACGACCUCUCAGCCGCAGCUAUUCGGAAAAAGGCUACUGAAGUCGGCGCGAAAGUGGAUGCGCUGGAAAACCAGAACGGCGCGAGCCGGCAGCGCGAGCCGGUGGGGGUUCAAAGGUGUUCGGGUCGGGUUUGUUUGAAUACGGAUUUGAAUGAGUACCCGACUCCGGAAACGUCCGAUGAGAAUUAACGGUGACGACAAAGGGUGGUUGUUUAUACGGGUAUUGACGGCGUUAAUUUCGGAGGGUGGGGUAGGGUUGUUCUUUUUUUAUAUACAUAUUUUAUUUUAAAUAUUGUUUUUGGUAGUUUAUGUAGAGAAGGAUAGAUGGAGAAUCCGAAGGGAUUAUGUGUUUUUAUUGUGUUAAAAUAUUGUUUUAUUUUCUCCUUAAUUACAUAAGAAUGAAUUAUUGAAAAUGCUAA